AGUGGUUGAAAUGGGUACUGCAGUCCAGAUUCAAAAUAUCGUAGAGUUGUUUUUCCCGCUCACUGCUCCUCAGACGUGAUGCUCACACGGGUUGCCAGAUUGAGGACACGCAACAGGUACGAUCGUAAAUGACAAUGGAAGUUGACCAGCUGUACACUUGAUUCCCUGCUGUGCUGGUUACUGCAAUGAAUGGUAACACUGUCCAGCAGACCACGAGCACUGCACCGUUCGUAGCACCUCCUUGUGGAUGGAGGGAGUUCUGCGAGUUGCAUGCCAGCACCACGGCCCGAGAACUUGCCCACCACUACCAGCGCUUCGUCAGAGAGCGGCCGGUGCAGGAUGUGGUCCCGCCGGAAAGUUUCUCGAAGCAGUUCAGCGCCCUCUUCCAGCACCACUUCAGCAGCGAGGUGGCUAAAGAUGCAGAACCUGCCCCACGUCUGCCGCCACCACCACCCUUACUGCCCAUGACUGCCCGCUUACGCAUCACUUCCUUCUCAGGGGUGCUGGACUACCGGGAUACCGUGCGGCCGGGAGUGACUCCGCUAGUUGCCGUGUUGGCACCCAAACCAGAUGCCGCCGGCGUCCCUAGGGAACAGGAGCAGUUGCUGCGCUGCUCUCCUGCAGACACUACACAUAGAACGCGGCAUCAUAGCCAGGAAGAUGAACAACCGGAGCGGAGGACCGGGUCUGAACAAUAUUCUCCCCCUUUGUUUCCCUUUCCUUCCCGUAGUGACGUUACCCACUUUUCCGUCAGGGGCAUUCGAGAAAGCGUAUGCCGACUCUUUAAAAAAUCCCCGCAACUUGACGAAUCCUCAAGUGGUUUCCCAAGGGAGGAUUCGAUCAAAGGGGCCGGACCCUCGGUGACUGUUGAAUGCACCUCUCAAACCCCACCUCAGACUGUGCAGGUACUCGCCCAUCGCACCUCGCAGAAGGGUGCGCGGUGGGAACGAUGGAAUCCAUUGCGAACUGUGAGACGGAGGCAAGAGACAGGAAGUGUUUGUAAAGAGGGGCAGCUGAGGUACCUGGAGGUGGAUGACACUAUCUCAGACACACCCCCGCAUUGGUUGCGCUGCCGCCUGCAGGUCAGGAGGAUCAACGAACAAACCACUAGUGAGAGGUACCAGCUGGAGCUCUAUGACCCACCUAAGGACUACAAAACGCCAAAGCUCACUGUACCCUGUUCGGACAUCCAAGAGAUUCGACGCUGUAAUCGCCUAGAGAUGCCAGACAACAUGAACACAUUUGUCUUAAAGGUUACUGGUCAUCCGGGUAGUUUUAUAUUUGAGGCUGAUAAUGAGCAGCAGGUGAGCUCUUGGACCACAGAGCUCAGAGAAUGCAUCACCAGCAGCAGGUCAGAUAGUGUGGAUGGAGAACCGUUUCCUGUUAGCGACUCGCUCAACGCAGCUCUCAGAGGGAGCACAGAGCCCGGUGGCCAGGGCUCUCUGGGUUUUGGACUCGCAGAGUACGCCUACAAUAAAACGGAUCACUUCCUGUCCUCUUACCCAUGGUUCCAUGGGCCCAUAUCACGUGUGCGGGCUGCCUACCUUGUACAGCAUGCCGGGGUCAGCGGUCAUGGGAACUUCCUCGUGAGACAGAGCGAGACGCGGAGGGGAGACUACGUCCUCACGUUUAACUACCAGGGCAGAGCAAAGCAUUUGCGUCUAUCUUUAACUGAAUGGGGUCAGUGUCGUGUGCAGCACCUGCGUUUCCCAUCAGUCAUGGACAUGCUGAGUCACUUCCGCAACUGUCCGAUCCCGCUGGAGUGCGGCGCUGCGUGUGAAGUUAUGUUGGCCAAUUAUGUGCGGGUAAACCCCACUCACACAGGUCAGAGUUCGGCUAUUGGCUCUCCAUUAUUGGUGCCCUUCUCUCACUGGAGCUCAGAGCCGAGUCUGGCUCACUGUAGUCCCGAUUCUUGCCCUCGCUCCAGCCCCUCCACUGCCCAGUCCUCAGCAUUAGCCGCGCUCCAGCACCACAUGCCCCUUUCGUUUCCAGAUCGCCCCGUUCCCGUCCCCCUGCGCCGGAGCGAGUCGGUGGGCCGCAGAAACCUGCUCCGCCACCCCAACCCGCUGCCGCCCCUACUGUCCAACCGGGACUCUGACUACGAACUGGAGCCUCCCAACAGGGGGCGCAAAAGAGCCAUCGACAACCAGUACAUGUUCUUCUGACAGAGACAGAGGAUGAAAAAGAAAACAAAAGAAGCCACAGAUGAAAAGUGCUCCAGAAUUCCCGCCUGGAUGGAGAGCAUGCGGCAGCCAAAAGAGUUCGAGUCGUGCGAGAUUGCACACGAGACUCGGGGUAGAGGCACGGGUGGCACUCGUGUCUUGCACGCGUGUCUGAACGAUACUGCCAGACACCUGACACCCAAUCCUGCCAGCUGUCUACCUUGUGAAUGUAUUAUACAGAUGUUUCACUAUCAAAUCGGUGUAGAAAAACUAAAGUAGGAAGGUGAAGUAGACAGCUGCUUAGAGGAUUUGUUGGAAGUAGCAGAUGGGAACGUUUCACGAUGGCUGGUGAGUAAGUCGUACACAAAGCAAGGGUCUAUUCAAACACGUCUGUGUCUACACUGGAAGCGGCCGACAUCGCAACAACUUGAGGCCGUCUGCACUGGAUACGUUCACAGUCAGCAGGAAGCUCGAGGCUAGACUUCAGUAAUCGACGAUUACUAAAAUGACAAUCGAUCAGACAAAAAAUAUCUUUAACAGAAAUGCAUUAAAUUGAUUUUGCAUGUGAUUGAUUUAAUAAUUUGAUGUAUGUUCGUAUUCGUACAACUGCAUAUGCUUAUGGUUAGACAUAACUAAAUUAUUUAAAUUAAUAAGUCAGACCAGCAGGCUAGACUUCAGCGAUUAUUAAAAUGACGAUAACAUUUAAAAAUAUAU
Molecule: messenger RNA, 2876 nt
Organism: Sinocyclocheilus grahami
Lineage: Eukaryota; Metazoa; Chordata; Actinopteri; Cypriniformes; Cyprinidae
Product: SH2B adapter protein 3-like
Exons: 8
Coding region: 186-2165 (659 amino acids)
Biological process (GO): intracellular signal transduction
Cellular component (GO): plasma membrane
Molecular function (GO): transmembrane receptor protein tyrosine kinase adaptor activity
Source: RefSeq, a predicted model, not a curated record